Oxyura jamaicensis (ruddy duck) is the source of this 1116-nucleotide messenger RNA. RefSeq names its product coenzyme Q9 (gene COQ9). The record is from RefSeq and is a predicted model, not a curated record. The transcript has 9 exons. The coding region runs from base 61 to 1011 and encodes 316 amino acids. Gene Ontology annotation, molecular function: lipid binding. Gene Ontology annotation, biological process: ubiquinone biosynthetic process. Lineage: Eukaryota; Metazoa; Chordata; Aves; Anseriformes; Anatidae. Gene Ontology annotation, cellular component: mitochondrial inner membrane.
UCGCUCUGACGCCGUCACGGCCCUGCCCCGCUGCGUCAUCGCGCCCUGCCCGCUUCCAAAAUGGCGGCGGCGGCGGCAGGCAGCCUGAGGCGAGCGGGCUGGCGGCUGUGGCGGGGCCGCGCGGGGCUCAGGUGCCAGCUCUGCCCACCCCAGCGGCCCCUCCAUGCCUCAGCUGUACUGAGGAGAGCCUCAGAUGAGCAGAAGAAGGAGCCGCUGGCCUCUUCCCCUCAGCAGCAGUUUGACUCACCCCCAACAGACCCCCAGCCUGACCAUGAACCUCAGGGCCCUCGCCCCAGUUACACUGGCCAGGGCGGCCAGGAGUCAGAGGACUAUGAGAGCGAGGAGCAGCUGCAGCACCGAAUCCUCACAGCAGCGCUGGAGUUUGUGCCUGAACAUGGCUGGACGGCAGAAGCCAUUGCAGAGGGAGCCAAGACCCUGGGUCUCUCUGUUGCUGCAGCAGGGAUGUUUCACAGCGAUGGCAGUGAACUGAUCCUGCACUUUGUAUCUCAGUGCAACACCAAGCUGUCUGACCUGUUGGAGCAGGAACAAAAACUAGUGCAGUUGGGCGAGACAGAGAAGAAGCCUACAGAUCAAUUCCUGAGAGAUGCUGUAGAAGCCAGGCUGAGGAUGCUGAUCCCAUAUAUUGAGAAAUGGCCCCAGGCUGUCAGCAUCCUGUUGCUUCCACAUAACAUCCCUUCCAGCCUCAACCUCCUCACCAGCAUGAUUGAUGAUAUAUGGCACUAUGCUGGAGACCAGUCUACGGAUUUUAACUGGUACACUCGUCGGGCUGUGCUCACUGGCAUCUACAACACCACAGAACUGGUGAUGAUGCAGGAUUCAUCCCCUGACUUUGAAGAGACUUGGCGCUUCCUGGAAAACCGAAUAGCUGAUGCCAUGAACAUGGGCAAUACAGCUAAGCAGGUACAGUCAACCGGAGAAGCACUUGCCCAGGGCCUGAUGGGAGCUGCAGUUACUAUCACCAACCUGACGGGGCUCAACCAGCGCCGCUGAUGCCGGAACCCUCACGCCGGAGCCCGCGGACCGGCGCCGGAGCCAGGACGGGGCCGCCUUCGCCUCCUUCCCCCGCCCGUCCCCAAUAAAGCCCAAGCGCACCGA